UUCUCUAGGUCACUUAAAUGUUGUUGAGUUUUUGCUUAAGAAUGGCGCGGAUAUUAAUUUGAAAACUAGCUACGGAUGGUCACCAAUAAUUGCAGCCGCUGAAGAAGGUUAUGAGCGAAUUGUUGAAGUGCUACUUAAAAACGGAGCAUAUAGGAACGAUCAAAAUAGCGUAGGAGAAACUGCCUUGUAUAUGGCUUCGACUCAAGGCCACUCAAAUGUAGUUGAGCUUUUGCUUAAGAAUGGCGCAGAUAUUAAUUUGAAAGACAAUUACGGAUGGUCACCAAUAAUUGGCGCCGCUCAAGAAGGUCAUGACCGAAUUGUUGAAAUACUGAUCAGAAAUGGUGCCCUUGUAAAUAUCAAGAAUAAGGAAGGAUAUUCACCUUUAAUGUCUGCCGCUAGUGGAGGUCGUGGCCGAAUUGUUGAAUUACUACUUAAAAACGGUGCAAAUGUUAACGAUCAAAAUGACGAUGAAGAAACUGCGUUGUAUUUAGCUUCGAAUAAUGGUCACUCAAAUGUAGUUGAAUUAUUGCUUAAGAAUGGCGCAGAAUGGCGCAGAACUGUGCUUGACCUUGCUGCUAGUAAAGGAAAUUGGAAAAUCGUUGACCUCCUUAAUGCCGUUCGUCGAAUGCGGCCAUCAGAAA
Contarinia nasturtii (swede midge) is the source of this 641-nucleotide messenger RNA. RefSeq names its product ankyrin repeat domain-containing protein 29-like. NCBI's taxonomy places the organism in Eukaryota, Metazoa, Arthropoda, Insecta, Diptera, Cecidomyiidae. The record is from RefSeq and is a predicted model, not a curated record. The transcript is spliced from 7 exons. Gene Ontology annotation, molecular function: protein binding. The annotation marks the transcript as partial.